Messenger RNA from Erinaceus europaeus (western European hedgehog), 3479 nucleotides. RefSeq names its product beta 3-glucosyltransferase (gene B3GLCT). The transcript is spliced from 16 exons. The coding region runs from base 93 to 1637 and encodes 514 amino acids. Gene Ontology annotation, cellular component: membrane. The record is from RefSeq and is a predicted model, not a curated record. Gene Ontology annotation, molecular function: acetylglucosaminyltransferase activity. Lineage: Eukaryota; Metazoa; Chordata; Mammalia; Eulipotyphla; Erinaceidae.
AGCAGCAGCAGCAGCAGCAGCGCAGCUCCGCUCCGCUCCGCGCUCGUCUCCCGUCCCAGCGCCCAGGCAGGGCGCGCAGUCCCGCCGCCGCGAUGCAGCCGUUCCCCCGCCGCGGCCGCCGCCUCGCGCUGCCCGCCCUGCUCCCGCUCCUCACCGGAUCCCUGGCUUUUGCUCUUGUUUCGGAAGAUAUAAAGAAAGAGGUCAAGCAAUCUAAGAAUUUGGAGAAAAGUGAAAUAUCAAGGAAAAAUGACAUAGAUCUAAAAGGAAUUGUAUUUGUCAUCCAGAGUCAAAGUAAUUCUUUUCAUGCAAAGAGAGCAGAACAAUUAAAAAAGAGCAUCUUAGAGCAAUCUGCACAGCUCACACAGGAACUCCCCAGUGUCCUUCUUCUUCAUCAGCUGGCAAAGCAGGAGGGUGCCUGGACCAUCCUUCCAAUAUUACCACAUUUUUCUGCAACCUAUAGCAGAAAUUCAUCAUGGAUUUUCUUCUGUGAAGAAGAAACAAGAAUACAAAUUCCAGAACUCUUAGAAACACUCAGAAGAUACUCUCCAUCGAAGGAAUGGUUUCUAGGGAAAGCGUUACAUGACAAAGAAUCUACGAUCAUUCACCAUUAUGCCUUCUCUGAAGACCCAACAGCUUUUAAAUAUCCAGACUUUGCUGCCGGCUGGGCUCUUAGUAUCCCACUUGUAAACAAGCUUACCAAGAGGCUAAAGAGUGAAUCCUUGAAAUCUGACUUUACAAUAGAUUUAAAACAUGAGAUUGCCCUCUACAUUUGGGACAAAGGUGAUGGCCCUCCCCUUACUCCGGUGCCUGAACUUUGUACAGAUGGUGUGGACUCCGGCUGUGCUACCACGUUCCGCUCUUCCUUGCCUCUCUGUGGAAAUCCAGUGAAGAAGGAAGAUAUUUUUGUUGCAGUAAAAACCUGCAAGAGAUUUCAUGGUGAAAGAAUACCCAUUGUGAAGCGGACUUGGGAGGGCCAGGCCAGUCUCAUUGAAUACUAUAGUGAUUAUGCAGACAGUUCCAUUCCUACCAUAGAUUUGGAAAUUCCUAAUACAGACAGAGGUCACUGUGGAAAGACAUUUGCCAUCUUGGAAAGAUUUUUGAAUCGCAGUCAUGACAAAAUAGCCUGGUUAGUCAUUGUGGAUGAUGAUACCUUAAUAAGCAUCUCCAGGCUGCGGCACUUGCUCAGCUGUUACGACGCCAGUGAGCCGGUGUUCCUGGGAGAGCGCUACGGCUACGGCCUGGGCACAGGCGGGCGUGGGCCUAUACUGUUGGGAUAUACACUGUUAUUGAAGCGCUCUGUAAGUGGUAGCUGUUCGUAUAACAGGAUGGUCUUCAGCAGAAAAGCCAUCAGAAGACUCCUUGCCAGUAAGUGUCGCUGCUACAGCAAUGAUGCCCCUGAUGAUAUGGUCCUGGGAAUGUGCUUCAGUGGGCUUGGGAUUCCUGUGACACACAGCCCUCUCUUCCACCAGGCUCGGCCCGUGGAUUAUCCUAAGGACUACCUCUCUCAUCAAGUUCCCAUCUCGUUCCACAAACACUGGAACAUUGAUCCAGUCAAGGUCUACUUCACCUGGUUGGCACCCAGUGAGGAAGACAGUGCCAGGCCAGAGACACACAGGAGCUCUAAAGAAGAGUUAUAAAGCAUGGCGGGCACAGUUUGGGUAGAAGGCAGAAGCUGAGACAGGCACGUCCUGCUGUGCUGUGACCAUAUGCGUGGGCCAUGGGCCUAACACAGGCUUUCCUGACCUGGGAGAGAAAUGACACAUACAGUAUUUUUCUGGGGUGGGGGUAUGUGAUGGGAAUAAUGGGAAACAUUUUUUUUCUGGGAAAAAAAAUCACUUGCUUUUGCAUCAUGAAGCUGUUACAAUACACAAUGAGGAGAGCGAGAGAGAGAGAGAGAGAGUGUGUGUGUUAAACUGUGGUACAGAAACUUUGAUUGUCACAGGAAAAUAAAUGGUUCUAGAAGCCUCCUAUUUGUUUUCAUCAUUAUAAUGAAAGUGGCCAUUGGGCACAAGACUGGAGAGAUGCUACCGUCUGUCAUUAUGUUGAAGAGGGGAAGUCUGUUGAUGUAGAUAUUAUAAUAUAUGAGCUUUUAAACCAUACUAUUGAUGACAAUAGCUCCUGGAAAUUCAGAAGGAAUAGUGCUGUAUUAGAGGUCACUUAUAAUACAGCAUUAAGUCUGGGUAUGAAAUCCUCUGUGGUUUAUAAUCAGGGCUGUUCUGUUUUACCAGCUUUUCUGUUUGUGCCUCGUAAAACCAGGAAUAAGAAGUCUACUGCUAGAACUACUUUCUGUUUCUCUAGAGGUUCAUCUGUGCUCUAUUUCUACCAGACGCCCUGUUUUUAUAACCAACCUAUAGCACGAGAGUGCACCGAAUCCUGCUGAAAAGCAUGUUCUCAAUAUUUAAAAACAGUGCUGUCAUGUUUUAUCAAGUCAGUGAGUGCCACGGAAGCCUCUGAAAGUGUGUCCACUUAGUUUGUUCCUGAUGCUUUGCUCUUACCUGUCUUGAGUCACCUAGUGACUCUCUUGACUCGGUCCAUCCUCCUGCUGUGGAUUAUGAAACCCUAGUGGAAGAGCAGUAUGGUCAGCUGGCCACUUUCCUGGCUCUUAGAAAAUUGGAUAUAAACAGUAUUUUGAAACAGCUCUAGUUUUUCAAAUCAUUUCCUUUAAUGUAUAGUAAUUUAACAUGCUCAGUGUUCGUUUUUUUUUAAAAAAAGAAAGUACUCUGUAUUUUAGUGUCUAAUUAUAUAAUUUAGUUUUCUAAUGUCUCUUGCAUAAAAUUUUAUUUUAAUAUCUUACACUGAUUUGAACAUAGUGAAAUGCUUUCUUUUCAAAAAAAUAAAAAUUUCCAUUCAUUAACUCUGUAUUGUUUUUGUAGCUAAGCACAGGGUUUUAAAAAAUAUACUACCACAAGUACCCAUUUGUAUGCUUUUUAACAUUACAUUUUUGCUCUAGCUCAGAUUUUACUCAUAUUCAAAAUUAUGCAGUAGUAUUUAUCGUCCCCCCCCCCCAAACUAGUAGAUACCAGAACUGGUACAUUUUCAGUGACAACUGAAUGCACUAGAUUCCUUUUUUGAAAUAGUGGGUUUUGUGGCCAACCAGUUCAUGUCUCGGAUGACCAACUGGGCGAGAGCUCUUUGGGGAUUUAUAGUGUUGGUCACAUCAGCACUGCUGACCUGCUGGGACUGUCAUUGCUGACUUAGUGUCAUCUGUAAUAAUACUCCUGGGGGCCUGGUUGCUUGGCCCAAGGGAGAAGUGUCAUCACUUCUUCCUUUUCCUGCCUAACACUCAGCACACUUGGAAACAAUACCUUCACUUGGCAGUGCUGAACUGGUCCAGGUGUGAAAACCUACAUCACUUCUGUUAUAAGCAGUGCCUUCCACUAAUGCCAGAGCACUUCCUCUGGUGCCUUCAAUGUGCUGUCAGUGAUGUUUACUCCUUGAGACUGUGUAAACCUAACCACAAAUAAAAGUUCUUUACCUAA